Scylla paramamosain (green mud crab) is the source of this 4882-nucleotide messenger RNA. RefSeq lists its product as uncharacterized. NCBI's taxonomy places the organism in Eukaryota, Metazoa, Arthropoda, Malacostraca, Decapoda, Portunidae. Gene Ontology annotation, cellular component: cytosol. Bases 1287 to 1910 code for a protein of 207 amino acids. Gene Ontology annotation, molecular function: ATP binding; valine-tRNA ligase activity. The record is from RefSeq and is a predicted model, not a curated record. Gene Ontology annotation, biological process: valyl-tRNA aminoacylation. The transcript has 19 exons.
UGAUUACUUUAAAUUACACUUUGCAUUUUGUCUUGUUUUUUUUUAUCGAUUUAUUUCAGUUUCUCGUUUUCUUAUUGUUUUUUUUUUCAUUGUUUUGUUAAUGGAGUCGUGGUGGUUAUAGAAAACGGAGGCUUUUUUUUAUUGGGGUAAGGCAGGGGUGGGGAACGUCCGGCCUCCGGGCCGUAUAAGGCCCCCAAGACAAUUUGAUCAGGCCCGCAAGGCAGUUCAUAAAUGCUAUUUCAUAUCUCAUGAAUGAAUAAUAUAUAAUGUAAUUUUAUUAUGUGCUGGCUGCAGGUUAUUUAAAUUCAAUUAAUUAUCUAUGAACUCGGCAGUUUAGCAGCGUCAUACCCUUGAAUAUAAUUAUAUUUCUUGAUUUUUUAUUUUGUGACUGUUUUUCUUUGCACUGCUAGCGUCAGCUAAGAGCAGUAACACUGUGCAUUUCCCCACUCUGCAAGAACAAAAUCCUUCUACAACGGAUGAAUAUGCUGGUGAGUGUGCGAAACUAAUUGAGGCAUUUAGUGAAAGGUUCAAGGACGUGAAAAGUAAACAACAGGAGUUGAACAUCUUCGCUACACCAUUUAAUGUGGAACCAGCUGAUGUGCCUGAUAACCUGCAACACGAAAUAAUUCAGCUGCAAAGCGAUGAUGAGCUGAAAGCUAGGUACAACAACCUCUCACUGCUUGAGUUCUACAGACGUUACGUAAGUGCUGAUGAUUUUCCUAUUUUGAGGAGACAUGCACUGAAAUAUGCAUCUGUGUUCGGAACGACUUACUGCUGCGAGCAGUUCUUCUCAAAACUUACCCUGGCAAAGAGUAGACUGCGCUCCAGACUGACCGAUGCAAACCUGGAAAACCAGUUGCGAGUAGCAUCAUCAACAGUACCACCUAACAUCACGCGCCUCGCCAAAGAGAAGCAGUUCCAGCCGUCACAUUAGAGAGCGGCAGUGGAUCUCUACAUGGGUGAGGUGGCGAGGGGCGUGGCCAGGGGGCGGCUAGCAGCGUGUGCCACCAGGGAAAUGUGUAUGAACCUAAAUAAAGGCGCCCGUCAAGAAAGGCACAGAUGCAGGGUGGUGAGGCAGUGUUCAUCCCAGGGGCACACCACACAGGGUCAGCAACACAGAUGGUGGUGGAGAGGCACCUGUGGGACGCCCAGGGGAACACCAAACACGACCUUGACAGACAGAAGAGUUUAUUGAUGAAGUGUGGAAGAAGAGGAGGAAGGAACAAUGAUAUUCGACCAGCUGCGGCAUCUGGGGGCUUCACUUGACUGGGACAGCUGGGACAUGGAUGCAGCGAGAGACUGGCCUGUGUGUCUGUCUGUACAUCCGCACACCCUUGACCUCCAUGUCCACCCAGCAGGAGGAAGAUCUGGACACCUGUUACUCCUCUGGUCCCUCCCUUUGCCUCGCUGGGCUGGCCAGGUCAGGGGAGGGGAGAGACCAUGCUCGCUUCUACGCAACGACCUUGAAGACGGGUCACGGCAUCCUCUUGUGGGUGGCUCAGGUGGUCAUGCCGGGACUCGACUUGACGGGGAGGCUUUCCUUUGAGACUGUGCUGCUGCAUGGCCUCCAGGGUGAUGGUGGCGGCCACAAGACGUCCAAGUCCUGGGGCAGUGUGAUAGACCCCCUGGAUGUCAUCAGUGGGGCGUCCCUGGAGGUGUGUGACUUGCUGGUGCUGUGUGUUCUGUACUGGUGUUCAUUGGCUGUGGUGAGCAGUACCUUGACAGCAGGUACUGUGCGAGAGGGUGGAGGGGACCCUGAAUGCGGAAGAAGUACUCACUGGUCUCGUAUGAACUCUCCCACAGGCAUCCCAGAGUGUGGAGCUGAUGCCCUUUGGUCCACCCUGUGCUCCACCAGCUUCAGGAAACCGUCACCCCAAACAAUGAGUGGUGGAGGGUGCGUUCUGCGUUGACAGCCAGCAUGAGCGGUGACAGGAGCCAUCGGUGCCUUGCCUCCUCGCACCACCACCACAAGCACCACCACUCCUGCCAUCACCUACAAGGGGGAGACUGUGAUGUGGCUGCAGGUGGAUAGGUUCGGAGGCCUCCAGAGAGUUGCCCAGAGUGAAGCUUGUGGUAUAGAGGGACAGCUGCUGAUUAUCAAGCUUAUGGAGUGACUGGAAGAAAGUGGGAGGAGCCUGGAGGGAGUGGUGGAGGUACAGUACUCGGAGAAAAUCCCUUCACUAUGACGACUGGGUGUCUGCUGUACAGGCCACCAACCAAUGGAAUUGCUGUCUGAGGUGUGUGUGUGUGCGUAGAAGCCACCAUCAUCAACCACAGCAGGUGAUAAUGAUGGUUCCUGCUUUCAUCCUCAUUGGGGCUAGCCAGACCAACUUGGGGCUGUACUGGGGUGACGCUGUGUGCCUCAGGUGUAUCUGGAGGGCUGGGAUAGUGAGAAGCCUGCAGCCUGCCCUAGCCUGACCCGCCAGACAUGUGCCCCAGGCCUUCCCCUAGCCUGUAGAGCCAUGUAAGCCUGCAGGUCAAGGUCAGGUCAAACGCAACAGGCCGUAACGUGAAAGAUGAAGAGAUUUACGAAGACUGUGUUUGAUGGGCUCAGGUCCUCCGUGCACCCCACCAACAAACAAGAAGUUGAGGAAAUACAAAUUUUUGAGACUCUGCAAGUUGAUGCCUUCCAGAUCGCGAAGGCAUCUUCAUCUUGCCCAAGGGAGUGCCGAGGGAGACAGGCAGCGUGGGCAUGUCGCUGGUGGUAUGGGUGAUGUGUGGCUUCAUGUGGAUGGUGGGCGCGCUAUGCUAUGCAGAGCUGGGCACAUCCAUACCAAAAUCAGGCGGAGACUAUGCGUACAUUAAUGCUGGCUUUGGCUCCCUUCCUGCCUUCCUUUUCCUCUGGGCUGCCAACCUCAUCUUUGUGUAAAGUUAAAGUUAAGUUUGUCGUGCAAGUGUUCAAGUGGUGACCAUCAUGUCUUUAUAAGUGCAUAAGGGUUUUGCCAUCUUACUAAUAUCUUACUUGAACUUAAAUACUUAGUGCUGUGAUAAAUUGACACUGAAAACUGUAACUUAAUGCUCAUGUAGAACAUUUCACAUUCCUUAGUUCACUGUUAUAUUAUCAAAGCUUUGGCCUUCUCUCUGUAAUGUGUUAUAGUGGUACAGUGCCUGUGUCCCUCUUACUUGAUCUUAGUACUUCUUAAUGCCAUGAUAACUAUGCACACUGUAUAACCUUAAUGUUCACCUCCCAUUCAAGGAUCCAAAACUGUACAUAUUCCUUAGUUCACUGGCUUAUUGCUAAUGCUUUGGUCUUCCUCAGUAGUGUGUGGUGUACUGAUGAUGCCUCUGUCCCUCUCCAGGCCCACCGCCAAUCCCAUCAUGCCGCUGGCCUUUGCAAAGUAUGUGAUUCAACCGUUCUUCCCCAACUGUGACCUGCCAGAUGAUGCUGUGCGGCUCAUUCCAGCACUGUCCAUAUCUGGAAUGUACGAGUCACCACCAAGCAGCAGGAUUUCUUCAUGGUGACCAAGAUUGCUGCAUUGCCCAUUGUCAUCCUUGCUGGCAUUGUACACCUUUGCAUGGGCAACACUGGGAACUUCCACAACUCCUUCCAGGGCACCAGCACUGAGCCAGGCAAGAUAGCUGUCUCCUUCUACUCAGGCAUAUCUUCCUAUACUGGAUGGAACUACCUCAACUUCAUGAUGGAGGAACUGAAGAACCCAUUUGUCUGAGUACUGUCUCUCCCUCACUUGGCACCACACUGCCACUCACUUCUACUCACUUCUACUCACUUGGCACCACACUGCCACUCACUUCUACUCACUUCUACUCACUUGGCACCACACUGCCACUCACUUCUACUCACUUCUCACACUGCCACUCACUUCUACUCACACUGCCACUCACUUCUACUCACUUCUACUCACACUGCCACUCACUUCUACUCCACACUGCCACUCACUUCUACUCCACACUGCCACUCACUUCUACUCACACUGCCACUCACUUCUACUCCACACUGCCACUCACUUCUACUCCACACUGCCACUCACUUCUACUCAGGCAUAUUUUCCUACGCUGGAUGGAACUACCUCAACUUCAUGAUGGAGGAGCUGAAGAACCCAUUUGUUAACCUGUCCCGGGCCAUCUACAUCUCCCUGCCACUGGUGACGCUGGUCUACGCGAUGGCCAAUGUUGCCUGCCUGGCUGUGCUCUCCCCUGUCGACAUGCUGGCCUCUGAUGCCAUUGCUGUUACCUUUGCUGACCAUCUAAUGGGCCGUGGCAGUGGCGGCUGGGUGAUGCCCUUGCUGGUGGCCCUCUCAGUGCACAUCAUGACUUCCUCCAGGAGGGUUGGGAACGAGCCCCUCCAGUGGUGUGCUGUUAACUUCACGUCCUGGGUAUCCAUCCCCCUGAUGUGAGGGACGGAGGACGCGAAGACGUUCCACAGUCUGGGUGAUGCAGAGGAAUGACUGAGAAGAAAGGAAGGAAGAAAGGGAGGAGGAUACAAGAAAGAAGGAAGGAAGGAAGGAAGGAAGGAAGGAAGGAAGGAAGGAAGGAAGAGAAGAGGACAAGAAGGAAGAGAAAAGGAGGACACUCUCUCUCUCUCUCUCUCUCUCUCUCUCUCUCUCUCUCUCUCUCUCUCUCUCUCUCUCUCUCUCUCUCUCUCUCUCUCCCACAGACCCACAGGAUAUCCCCCCACAGGAUGUUGACAAACCCCACAGUCACUCCCCUCAGCCCCUCUCUCUCUCUCUCUGUCUCUCACCUACCUUCAGGCCCAGAAUAGGAACCCUGUCAGUGCCCGUCAGGAACUUCAAAAACAACUUCUUCUGCUCCAGGGAGAGUUUGUGAAAUACUUCCCAGAACGUGCGUAUGACCGGGUGGUCUGGGAAACAUUCGCCCUGGAAACACCGACAGAAAUCAAUAAACGGAAGGAUAUUAGUGUGAA